CCGACACGUUGCUGACGUCAGCGGGAAGUGGGCGUGAAUGAGCGUGUGUACUUCAGGAGCUUGGGAGCCAGUCGGCUGUUGCAGGAGUUGCCCUUCAACUCGUGUUAUACGAGGAAUUAGCAGAGUAUGGCAAAAGUGAAUUUGACCGCGUUAUAAAAACCUCGGUGUACGUUGCAACCCCUGCUCGAAACGGACACAGCAAUGGCGGUGGAGCGGUGCGAUGUUUCUCCCAAGGAUCGAUGCCUUAAUGAGUCACUGGAGGAGGAAAUUCUCGCCUUCCUUAUGGAUGACGAAGCCCAGCUGCGCACGUGUGACGAUCUCACCAAAGUCAACCCUGUGACGCCGACAACGGUGCUGAGAUGCCUGCAGGCCAGGUACAGCGUAAAGGUAUUUUACACCCAUGCCGGCUGCACCUUGGUGGCCCUUAACCCCUUCCAACCCGUUCCUGACCUUUACACCCCGGAUGUGAUGAAAGAGUACCAUCGUGCUCCACAGCUCAAGGAUCCGAAGCCACAUCUCUUUAUCGUGGCAGAGGAAGCUUACAGGAGUGUUCAGGGUCAGCUGGUGCCAGUGGACCAGUCUUUGGUGGUCAGCGGGGAGAGCGGUGCAGGAAAGACGUGGACUUCCCGUUGCCUGAUGAAAUACUAUGCCACAGUGGCGGCAGCGUCCUCCUCAGUGGUGCAGAGUCAGGACGCUGUGGAGAGGAUAGAGAGGAGAGUGCUGGACUCCAAUCCCAUUAUGGAAGCUUUUGGCAAUGCGUGCACGCUCCGCAACGGCAACAGCAGUCGCUUUGGAAAAUACAUCCAGCUCCAGCUUGACGGGUGUCAGCUGCUUGUAGGGGCGUCUGUGCAGACAUAUUUACUGGAGAAGACGAGAGUGGCCUACCAACCUGCUAAUGAAAGGAACUUUCACAUCUUUUACCAGAUGAUGAAAGCAGCCACCUUUGAACAGCGGAAGGAGUGGAAUAUGCCACACGGUCACCCCUUUGCGUGGCUGCCAAAUGUGGACAAAACAAUGGAGGAGGACUGUUUUCAAGAGACCGUUGAUGCUAUGGUUCACCUGCGAAUGAAUGCAGAGAGGCAGAGACAGAUAUUUCGGAUACUAGCAGGCAUUCUGCAUUUGGGGAAUGUGAAAUUCUCAAUUUCAACAGAUGAAUCCCAGCUAUGUGACAUUAAGGAACAGUCCAAAGACUCCUUGCAGGGGGCCGCCGAACUGUUGCAAAUCCCCGCUGAGGCGCUUCGGACCUGUCUACGUGUGAGGACAUUAAAAGCCGGGAGACAGAGCGUGCGCAAGCCCUGUUCCCAGGUCGAGUGCCGCACGCGGAGAGACUGCCUCGCCAAAGUCGUCUACGCCCGAUUAUUUGAAUGGCUGGUGACGUUUAUCAACGGCAGCAUUUGUGCUGACAAAUCCGCUUGGCGCAACUUCAUCGGUGUUCUCGAUGUGUACGGCUUUGAAUGUUUCCAAAGUAACAGUUUGGAGCAGCUUUGUAUCAACUACGCCAAUGAAAAACUCCAGCAGCACUUCGUUAGCCAUUAUCUACGAGCUCGGCAGGAGGAAUAUGUGUCAGAGGGAUUGCAGUGGUCCUUUGUCAAAUACAAAGAUAACCGGAGCUGUUUGGAUCUCCUUGAAGGAAGCCCGAUUAGCGUGUUUUCUCUUCUUGAUGAGGAGAGCCGUCUCAAUCGAGCCUCGGAUGCCGAGGCGCUUAGGGUUCGUCUGGAGAAGGAGCUCGGCGACAACGGCAACAUCGGCUGGGAUAAAUUCAGUAAGGUGCCGCACUUCAGUGUGGCACAUUACGCCGGCAAAGUCGACUACAACUUACAAGGCGUCGUGGAGAAGAACAAGGACCCGGUGGCACCUGAGAUCGUCGGCCCGCUUCAGAUGUCAGAUAAUCCCCUGCUUCGGCAAAUCUUCAAAGACAAGGAGACUGCGAACUUGUCAAGCAAGGGGCUCAACAAAGUCACUGUAGUCUCAAAGUUCAAGAACUCCCUUGAGAGCUUGAUGAGCAUCCUCCACACCACAACUCCUCGCUACACUCGCUGCAUUAAACCCAAUUCUGACUGCAAGCCGUUCAUCUUCCAAAAGGAGGAGGUGAUAAUGCAGUUGGAGGCCUGCGGGAUUGUAGAGACGAUCCAUAUAAGCGCUGCUGGCUUUCCUAUAAGAAUUCCAUUCAAGGCUUUCGUACAACGCUAUGGAUCGAUACUGCAAAACUCAAGUUUCAUGUCAGGAGCUCCAGAUCCCGUAAAGGCCGGCAGCGGCAACGAAAUGGAUCUGCAGAGGCUACUCGACGCGGUGUUCCAACUCUCCGCACAUAUUGGAAGGGAACCCAAAUCUUUGGUGCAUUGUGGGCAGACCAAAGUUUUUCUCACCCAGUCAAUGUUUGACUUGCUGGAAGAUCACAGGAAGAGUAUCCUCUCAAAGUGUGCUUUCUGCAUUCAGCGCUGCUGGAUGCGCUACCGACGGCGCAAACGUCACGAGCGCCGGCAUUCCGCUGCUCUAAUCCAAGCAGCGGUCCGUUCUUGGCUGGUCAGGAGGCGCGUGCAGAAAUGGGGCAGAGCUGCAGCACUUAUCCAGAAAUGCUGGAGGAAGUGGAGGGCAACGUUGAAGUCGUUAGCCGAGGCAGAGCUCGACGAUGCAGAAGACCUCACUCGGCAAGACGUGCCGGGAUUGAACGCCGUCAUCGGGGAACGGGGCUCGGUGCUGCUCUCCGGCAUCCAGGAGCCCGUCACGGCGCGAGGGUGGCCCGCGGGGCUGGCUUUGCCCUCGGCCCCAUCCAUCACGUUGUCCAUGAGGGCCACGGGCUUUCACAAGAUGAUGUCUGUGGUGGCCUCCCUUAAAGUGCCCUCCAGGAGAGGAGAGUACAAGGUGGAGACCAACCAGAACACGCAGGGAAUCACCUCUAUUCGAGCUCAACCCAAGGGAUCUGUCAAACUUCACUGCAAGCGCUCGCCCCUUCUCUAUGCAAACAGGCAACCAGAGAUGAGGAAUUAUGUGACUGGCUUCAAUGAACUCCUGCUGGAGAAGGCGCAAUAGUUCCUACUUCCAUGAACAACUUUUCUGCAAAAGCAGAAAAGUUGUUCACUUUUGUCACGUCACCGUUCAGCAUAAGGUGACUUUGAAUGUCAAGUGUAAAAAGAUGUGCGAUACAUAAUUGGCCAGAUCAUUUCAGGCUGAACCUAAAAUUCACCUAAAGAACCUAAAAUUCACUUAAUUGGACUUUCUCUUAACUUGUGAAUGCAUAUGGUUGCCCUGCAAGCACCCCACCUCCUCCCCAAAGUCAGCUGGGAUAGGCGCCAUAAUGAAGACGAACGCUAUUCAAAAUGGAUGGAUGCAUGUUGCUACUUCAGGAAAAUAACUUUUGUUUUCUCACUGCUGCCUUCCAUUGAAUGUUGCUGAUCACGGUGUUGUAACUUAGUUAAAAAAAAAAAAAAAAAAAUUCAACAAAAACAGUAUUUGUAUCACUAAUCGGCUAUUUUGAGUUGUUUUGAAUGAUUUACUGUAUAAUGAAAAAACAUUCCCUCACACACACGAACAUAAUGUCAACACAUCAUUUUGCUUGUAUGUUGCAGAAGCAAAGUAGGAUAUGCAUCUUUGCACAACUGAUGCAGACAUUGCACACCAAAGCAACAUUUGUGCAGACUGCUGCUUUAAUAUAUUCACGAGAGGAAUAUUUGGAACUUUUUGUCCAUUUGUCCACAUUUUUAAAUGUGGUAUGUUCAUACUAAAACAUGCAUGCUUUAUAGAAAAUCUGAAUUCUGUGUUCAUGGGACAAAAUGCACCAAAACUGAAUUCCAGUAUUGAAUUGGUUGAAUUGUAAAAAAAAACCCAAAAAAAAACAUCUGUCACAUACGACAUGAAUGCAUAAGAGCGGCUUCCUCCGAGAUCAUUUUUAUAUUUUUAGAAAAGCUAUUCUCGAAGUAAAUACAGCAGGUUUACCAGUCCGUAACCUCGCUGAACUCCCGCGCUUGAGCGUCUUUUUCUACGACCUUCAAACAUCGAUCUGAAAACUCCACAAAUAAGGGCUCCUGCAUAGCUGCCUUCAUUGCUUCUCCCUUGCUGUCUGCACUGUCAAUGGUCCUUAGUAGUUCUCUCAGGUGGGGAUUACAAAGAAGAUCCUUGAGCUCUUUUGACUGACCUGUGGAAUUAUACAUCGGAGACAAUUAAUGAAUCACAUCUGACUACCGGAAUAUAAAAUCUCCGAAACACUCAUGUGUAAUGAAUGGGGCCUGGUGGCGUGUGAUGUCGGCCAGUUUGCAUGCGAGUGCCUGGGGCGAGCUGUGGCAGACCGCAGCUUCUGCGUGUGUGCUUAUUGUGUUGUACUGUUCUCCUGGUGUUCAAUAAAUGGAUGAGAAGUGCAUCAGUGA
Messenger RNA from Phycodurus eques (leafy seadragon), 4361 nucleotides. Its product is annotated as unconventional myosin-XIX. The record is from RefSeq and is a predicted model, not a curated record. Gene Ontology annotation, molecular function: microfilament motor activity; ATP binding; actin filament binding. Gene Ontology annotation, cellular component: myosin complex; cytoplasm; actin cytoskeleton. The transcript has 24 exons. Gene Ontology annotation, biological process: actin filament organization; vesicle transport along actin filament. Bases 202 to 3030 code for a protein of 942 amino acids. NCBI's taxonomy places the organism in Eukaryota, Metazoa, Chordata, Actinopteri, Syngnathiformes, Syngnathidae.